AUGGCAACUAGCGCAGGAACAGCCCCAGGGCUGAAUCCUGAUCUGCCCUCCCCGGGCCACGAGUCACCCAGUCGCAAGCGGAAACCGUCCGGCUCACUGCCGUAUAAGAACGGCAAUCGCCAGAAGAUCACGCGCGCCUGUGAUUCUUGCAAAGAGAAGAAAACCCGAUGUACUGGUACCUUGCCCUGCACGCGAUGUACGCGACUGUCUUUGUUCUGUAGAUACAACGCCGCCUACUCACGAGGGCUCCCGCCAGACCCUCUGCCGUCGGGAGAUGAGCCAGCAUGUCGCAAGGUUGGCCGGGUGUCUAACGGCUCGCGGUCUCGUGGCAGUGCAGGGGCCGAGACGGAUCGGGAUUCUGGCAAUCAUGCUUUUAUAAGCCGCGGCCCUUUAUCUUUGCGCAAUUCGCCGGAGCCAGGAUCUACUGAUUUCGAAGGCAACUAUAUUGGCCCUGCAUCUGGAGUGUCGUUUAUCAAUCGGGUGUGGAGUCGGUUGAAUCAGGAUGAGACGACGCAUAUUCCCAAUGAAGUGCGGAAUGAGUCUUCGGCGAAUACGGCCGUUUUCAUGUUUGGUGAUAAGCCGUACUCACAUCCUCAGGAUGUUGACUUUACGUUGCCUUCGUUUGAGACGGCAAUGGAGUUGGUGGCUAUCUAUUUCGACUUCUCUAUGGUGACUUAUCGUUUCCUACAUCGGGGUAGUGUGGAGAAAUGGGUCAAGCAGGUAUACGAGAAUAAUCUUUCUGUGUCGAAUCUUCCUGUCGGAAACAUGGUUGCUCGGGCUACUAUCGUUCUUAUGAUAUUUGCUAUAAGCACGAUGCAUACUGACCUCGACCCGGAAGGUUUAUCAAAUGGGCACAGUGAAAGCGAACGCUGGUAUGCAGCUUCCAAAUUCAUGUCAUCUCUAGAGUCGGGGCCUCCCCGAUUAGAGACCAUUCAAGCUCGCCUUAUCCAAUGCUUAUAUCUGCUCUCAUCAUCAAGAGCGAACGAGUGCUGGUACUCUUUUGGAACCGCCUUACAAGUCGUAACCGCCCUCGGCUUACAUCGCAAAUGCCCCGUCAAACUAUCCAAGAAAGGCUGCACGUACUUCGAACUCGAACUCCGGAAACGCAUCUUCUGGAGCGUCUACACUCUAGACAAGUACCUCAGCAUAAUGUUCGGCCGGCCCCGUCUCCUUCACGACGAGGACAUCGAUCAAGAAUUCCCCGACGAGAUGAACGAUGAAGAUCUCCUCGAAGAAGACCCAUCCCGCCGCACCGGCUCAACAGACAGCAUGAUGAUCGCCUCAGUCCUUCAUUACCGUCUCGGCCUCAUUCUAGGCGACAUAUCCCGCCAACUCUACAGCAUAAAUCCGCUAUCCCGCACCACACCUCUCGAAACAGCCGUCCGUCUAACCUCGGACCUUGAAAAAUGGAAAGCAAGCGUUCCACCCCUCUUCAACAGCGUUCGUCCAGCAAGCCUAAUCCCACCACUCUGUCGCCAAAGCCAAGUCCUCCAAUUAGCCUACUCCCACGCCAUGAUCCACGUUACCCGCUCAUUUCUCCUAAACGACUUCACGGACCUAAGCCGCAGACCACGAGACCCGCAUCCCUUGGUCAGCGCGCACGCGCAUAAAUGCAUCGGCGCAGCAGAGGACAUCAUGACGCUAGUCGAUAGUCUCGCGCAGCAAAAAUUAUUGACACAGUCCUUUUGGUUCACGCAUUAUGUGUGUUUCUGCGCUAUUCUCGUCGUGUAUAUUCAUAUUAUACAACAGCAUCGCCAAUCGACAGUCCCCAGCCCUUCAGCCUCGAGCCCAACGGAUUUCGACAAGUUACAUUCCCUCUUCUGCCUUGCGGAACUGUGUCAGCAGCAUCUUGCUGAGGCUACGAGGAAAAAUUGUCCUAGUCGAAGGUAUGGGAUUAUUCUUGAGGAGUUGAGGCGGGAGGUUCAUAGGCAGAUUGGUUCAGAUGAUUCAUCUACAACGAAAAUUAGCACUUGGAAGGAUGAGGCGGGGCUGAGUGUAACACCUAACGGACAUGAAAGCGAGCCUGUAGGUGCUCAGGCUCAGAAUGUAGAUUUCAUGCCGAGUAUCUUGGAGCCUGGGGAGUUCGGGCCUAUUAAUCCAAUGGAGGAUGCUGGGGUUUUGGAGAAUCUCGAGGGCUCAAUUUGGUGGGCUCAGUUGGAUUCCUGGGCACUUUCUAGUUUUCCGAAUGAUUCUUCGACGUUUGAAUUUUAA
Messenger RNA from Penicillium atrosanguineum, 2211 nucleotides. Its product is annotated as Zn(II)2Cys6 transcription factor. The transcript has 3 exons. Gene Ontology annotation, molecular function: sequence-specific DNA binding; DNA-binding transcription factor activity, RNA polymerase II-specific; zinc ion binding. The coding region runs from base 1 to 2211 and encodes 736 amino acids. NCBI's taxonomy places the organism in Eukaryota, Fungi, Ascomycota, Eurotiomycetes, Eurotiales, Aspergillaceae. The record is from RefSeq and is a predicted model, not a curated record. Gene Ontology annotation, biological process: positive regulation of transcription by RNA polymerase II; DNA-templated transcription. Gene Ontology annotation, cellular component: nucleus.